UAUUAAUUUUUCUCUUGUAAAAAAAAUUAUGUUUAGUGUUUAGUUACAAUUAUCGAAAUAAUUACAUGGAAAUAGAUUUUGUUUUGUAGGAGCGUAUAUAUAUAUUCAUACAAUUGCAAUCUGAGAUUCUAUUUUCCCCUUUCUUCACGAUGGAAAUGGAUUCGCUUCCGAAUGGCAACAACACCACCGGAACCCCGAUCGCCGCCGGCGCCGGCGCCAAUCCCACGGCUCCUCCGUCGUCAAACCUCCCUCAAUUGACAGAGUCUCUGAAGUUGGAGCAUCAGUUCCUGAGGGUCCCUUUUGAGCACUACAAGAAGACCAUCCGCGCCAAUCACCGCGCCGUAGAGAAAGAGAUGUCCGCUGUUAUCUCCGGCGUCACCGAUGCCGCCGCCGCUGACUUUUCCCCCGAUGACGCCGUCAACCACCUUAACUCUCUUGUCUCCCGCCUGCAAGGGCUCAAAAGGAAGUUGGAGGAAGGAAGUCUGGCAGAGCAUUUGCAAGCUCAGAAGUGUCGAGCCCGUAUCGAUCAUUUAGAGUCUGCUGAUGCAGACAAUCUGUCAGAAUGGAAUAACACUCGCUUGAAGCGGAUUCUUGUUGAUUACAUGUUGAGGAUGUCAUAUUAUGACACUGCACAGAAACUCGCCGAAUGCAACAACUUGCAGGAUCUUGUUGAUAUUGAUGUGUUCCAAGAAGCAAAAAAGGUUAUUGAUGCUUUGCAAAAUAAGGAUGUUGCACCUGCCCUAGCAUGGUGUGCUGAUAACAAACCAAGGCUGAAGAAGUCUAAGAGCAAAUUGGAGUUCCAGUUGAGACUUCAAGAGUUCAUAGAAUUGGUAAGAGCUGAGAACAACUUGAGAGCCGUCGCAUAUGCUAGGAAAUAUCUUGCGCCAUGGGGAGCCACCCACAUGAAAGAAUUGCAGCGAGUCCUCGCAACACUAGCUUUUAGAAGAGAUACUGAAUGUGCCACUUAUAAGGUCUUAUUUGAAGCUAAGCAAUGGGAUUAUCUAGUUGACCAGUUCAAACAGGAGUUCUGCAAGUUGUAUGGCAUGACAUUAGAGCCAUUGCUCAAUAUCUAUCUGCAAGCUGGCCUGUCUGCUCUCAAGACUCCAUAUUGUUACGAGGACGAUUGCACAAAAGAGGACCCUCUAUCGCAGGAGGCUUUCCGCACACUAGCCUUGCCAUUACCAUAUUCAAAGCAGCAUCACUCAAAGCUUGUCUGCUACAUAACAAAGGAGCUAAUGGACACUGAGAACCCACCACAAGUCUUGCCCAACGGAUAUGUCUACAGCACUAAGGCUCUUGAAGAGAUGGCUAAGAAGAAUAAUGGUAGAAUCAUCUGCCCUAGGUCAGGUGUAGAGUGCAACUACGGGGAUCUGAUGAAGGCAUAUAUUUCAUGAGUCUGCGUACUUGGGCUUGAUUACUGAUUGAAAAUGUUCCAUACAUUUACUUGCUUUCCAUGUUGACUUGUACAUAUGUAAGAUGUUUAAAGUGUCACUGAGAUAUGACUUAAAUGUGUGCAUACACUGAUUUUUUUUCCCCACUGGAUGAACUUCUCUGUCAUGCGACAAUAGUUUUUUCCCCACUGAAAAUGGAUAACACCUUGGAAUGAAUGAAUUCCAUCAAUGGAAGUACGUUCCUUUUGUUA
Lotus japonicus is the source of this 1642-nucleotide messenger RNA. RefSeq names its product protein MAEA homolog. The transcript has 7 exons. Gene Ontology annotation, cellular component: nucleus; GID complex; cytoplasm. NCBI's taxonomy places the organism in Eukaryota, Viridiplantae, Streptophyta, Magnoliopsida, Fabales, Fabaceae. The record is from RefSeq and is a predicted model, not a curated record. Gene Ontology annotation, biological process: proteasome-mediated ubiquitin-dependent protein catabolic process. Gene Ontology annotation, molecular function: protein binding; ubiquitin protein ligase activity. Bases 150 to 1394 code for a protein of 414 amino acids.